Molecule: messenger RNA, 2495 nt
Organism: Colletotrichum acutatum
Lineage: Eukaryota; Fungi; Ascomycota; Sordariomycetes; Glomerellales; Glomerellaceae
Product: Sec1 family protein
Exons: 4
Coding region: 136-2118 (660 amino acids)
Biological process (GO): vesicle-mediated transport; intracellular protein transport
Cellular component (GO): CORVET complex; fungal-type vacuole
Source: RefSeq, a predicted model, not a curated record
GGCGCUUUGCGACCACAGCUCUCCGUCCCUGUUCCAUCUACCUACCUUACCUUAUCCCGACCACGUCACCUCGCCCAGCAGCGGUCAGUCUGCGCUCCACGAAACACUCGGUGCCAGUUGCAUGGAGAUCUGAAAAUGGCUCCUCGAGCUGGCUUCAAUACGGACCAGAUAAAGGACAAAGCGCGCAAGGACCUCCUUUACCUGCUCGAGGCUGUCCGCGGAAAGAAGAACCUCAUUCUUGAGCGCAGCUUAGCGGGCCCGAUCAGUACCAUCGUCAAAGUCGCUACUCUCCAGGAAUACGGCGUAGACAAGUUCUUCUUCCUCGAGAACAAGAACGCCGACACCAGCCAGCGAAAUGUCAUCUUCAUAGCCCGCGGCGAGUGUGCUCGCCAUGCGUCAGCCAUAGCAGAGCAGGUCCGUCGCUUACAGCGAGAGAGCCAGACUGGCCAUGAAUUCCACAUCUUCUGGGUGCCCCGACGGACACUCGUCUCCGACAAGUUGCUCGAGGAGGCCGGCGUCUUGGGCGAUGUGAACAUCUCUGAACUGCCUUUAUACUUCUUUCCACUUGAGAAGGAUCUUCUUUCCCUCGAGCUAGAUGAAUCUUUCCGCGACCUGUAUCUCUCGAAAGACGUCACACCGUCCUUCCUACUCGCCAAGGCUCUGAUGGAGAUCCAACAGAACCACGGCUUGUUUCCCCGAAUCAUCGGCAAAGGCGACAACGCAAAACGAGUUGCCGAGCUUCUGGCACGAAUGCGACAAGAGAUGCUUGCGGGCGAGGAUACGAACGAGACGAAUCGAGGUGGCCUGACGCCAAGCACACUGACCGAAAGUGUCAUAAUAAUCGACCGCGAAGUGGACUUCGUCACUCCCUUGUUAACUCAAUUGACCUACGAGGGACUCAUUGACGAAGUGUUCGGCAUCCAGAACAACCAAGCCGAAGUUGACACAACAGUUGUUGGGGCCCCUUCUCAAUCCUCAGCGACGAGCGCGCAAGCCAGGAAACGCAAAAUUCAACUAGAUUCCUCUGACAAACUAUAUGAACAACUUCGCGACACAAAUUUCGCCAUUGUCGGCAGCUUGCUGAACAAAGUCGCCCGCCGACUUCAGAAUUUACAGAAGGAUUACGAAGGACGAAACAGCCACAAAUCCAUCGCUGAGCUCAAGGAUUUUGUCAGUAAGCUGCCCGGAUAUCAAGCGGAGCAGCAAAGUCUACGCAUACAUACAGGCUUGGCAGAGGAGGUCAUGAAGUACACACGGACGGACCAGUUCAAAGGUCUCUUGGAAGCUCAGCAGAAUCUGGCUGCUGGCGCGGACCCUUCCUCACAAUUCGAAGCCAUCGAGGAAUUGAUUGCCCGCGACACACCGUUACCGGAAGUGCUGAGGCUGCUUUGCAUUUACUCAUGCAUAUCAGGCGGCAUAAAACCGAAGGAAUUCGACCAGUUUCGACGACUUAUCCUCGAGGGCUACGGCUAUCAGCACAUCCUCACUCUCAAUAACCUCGAGAAGCUUCAAUUGUUCUUGUCGCGCUCUUCUCCGUUGGCAGAAAUGAUCCCGAUGACUGGCUCUGGUGGCAACACAACAGGGACCAAGACGAACUACACAUAUCUCCGCAAACUUCUGCGUCUCAUCGUCGAUGAAGUUCAGGAAGAUGAUCCAAACGAUAUCGCCUAUGUAUACAGCGGGUAUGCGCCACUGUCGAUUCGUCUUGUGCAAUGUGUGCUCCAAAAGCAGUAUCUGCUCAAGGUCACCAGAGGCAAUGGUGUGAGUGGUGCGACAGGAGCAUCCGCAGCACAGGGUUGGCACGGGUUCGACGAGGCUGUAAAGCACGUCCGCGGGCAGACAUUCUACGAGCUCCAAAAGGGCGAGGAGAAGGCCGUCAAAGCUCGAGCAUUGCUUUCGGGAGGCACGGAGAAGCAAACGGUAUUUGUGGUGUUUGUCGGAGGCAUAACAUUCACCGAGAUCGCUGCUUUGCGCUUCAUUGCAAAGCAGGAAGAAGCUCGGAGAAACAUCGUCAUCUGCACGACAUCGAUCAUCAGCGGCGACCGAAUGAUGGAUGCGGCAAUUGAGAAGGAUUCGUUUGCAAGAGAUAACGUCAAGCCGGUGAGCCCAACUGCAUGAGAAAGGGCGCAGGGUCUGUGGUGGAAGACUGGUAGAGCUGAGAGACAGGGACGCCGUAUUCGGCAUGUGAAAGAUACGACCAACAUACAGAUAAUGAGCUUCUCGUGGAGAAGUGUUUUCCAACUAGAAGCAAUCCUCAUUGCUCGUCGUGAAUAGUGGAUGUUGCUAACCAGCAGUUUUGCCUCCGAGUCAGUGCCUUCCUGCAGUCCAGUGGUGUUGCCGGUUUUGGCUCGGGCCUGCAGUCAGCCCUUGCAGCACUGUGUCGGGUCGGGUGGCUUGCGAGUGACGGGAGCAAAUGCCCAUCACGUGACCCACCUUUUUGUCUCGAACGCUGGAGCUCCUCAUGUCCAAUGCCGAACCUAGCGAUUUCAACGGGU